This is a messenger RNA of Amphiprion ocellaris (clown anemonefish), 5515 nucleotides long. RefSeq names its product solute carrier family 25 member 14 (gene slc25a14). Lineage: Eukaryota; Metazoa; Chordata; Actinopteri; Pomacentridae. The transcript has 10 exons. Gene Ontology annotation, cellular component: mitochondrial membrane. Gene Ontology annotation, biological process: mitochondrial transport. The record is from RefSeq and is a predicted model, not a curated record. The coding region runs from base 237 to 1100 and encodes 287 amino acids.
GUUCGACAUUAGCAGAAAUGAAGCUAACAGCAGGCGAGAACUUUUCUUCUGCACUUUAUUAAAAGUCAAGACACGAACAUGCGUUGAGUCGCGGGAAACCCAGUCUACCGCCAGGUCGCAGAUUUCCUGGACACCACAGCGGGCGUCUCUUUCCGGCGCAGUCCGCUGGAUGCUGAUGCUGAGGAGCCUCUCUGAUCUCGGGGCUGCAGCAGGUGGAGGCAGCCGCCGCCACGGAGAUGAUGCCCAGCCUGAACUGGAAGCCGUUCAUCUACGGAGGGAUGGCCUCGAUUGUCGCAGAAUUCGGUACGUUUCCCAUCGACCUGACUAAGACCCGGCUGCAGGUCCAGGGUCAGUCCCAGUACACCGAGGUGCGCUACAGAGGCAUGUUUCACGCUCUGUUCAGGAUCGGCAAGGAGGAGGGCAUCCGGGCGCUGUACUCCGGGAUUUCCCCCGCUCUGCUGAGACAAGCUUCUUACGGAACAAUCAAGAUCGGAACGUACAAUUCUCUGAAGAGGCUGUUUGUCAGCCACCCAGAAGAUGAGACGAUGGUCAUCAACGUCUUCUGUGGAGUGGUGUCUGGAGUCCUGUCCUCCUCUCUGGCCAACCCCACCGACGUUCUCAAGAUCAGGAUGCAGGCUCAGGGCAGCCUCCUCCAGGGCAGCAUGAUGUCCAACUUCAUCAACAUCUACCAGACAGAAGGCACCAGAGGGCUGUGGAGGGGCGUCAUUCCCACCGCUCAGCGAGCCGCCAUCGUCGUUGGGGUGGAGCUUCCCGUCUACGACAUCACAAAGAAGCACCUCCUCCGCUCGGGCCUCAUGGGGGACACCAUUCUGGCACAUUUCAUUUCUAGUUUCACCUGCGGCUUGGCCGGAGCGCUGGCCUCCAACCCCGUAGACGUGGUCCGGACCCGGAUGAUGAACCAGCGGGUUUUGUCUGGGAGCCCCAUGUACAAAGGAACGCUGGACGGAGUGAUGCAGACAUGGAGGAACGAGGGCUUCUUUGCUCUCUAUAAGGGCUUUUGGCCCAACUGGCUGCGACUGGGGCCUUGGAACAUCAUCUUCUUCAUCACCUUCGAGCAGCUGAAGAAGCUUCCGUUUUAACGGCUGCAGGACAUCUGCUGGUCUCAGAUCAGUGGGGUGUGAACACGGCAGCACCAGUAUGAUCACACUCCCUUUACAUCGACACCGCUGGUACACCUGCCCCAUUCAAAUCUGACUUCUUUAGGUUUUUAAGCGUUCUAUUUAUCGCCAGUAUUUGCUUUUUUUAAUGCAGUUUGGAGGACGGUUGAUUUUUGUCUCCCUCCGUCACUUUGGUCACUCCGCAGGCAGCUAAAUGUGUGUUUGUAGCAGCAGUGUGAAAGCGUGGAAGACUAGAUUUAUUUCAAAUGUUGUCUUCUUAACAUUUGCUGGGGAUAAUACGUCUUGCAGAGUGCCAGUCCAGACCUGCAUGACAACACAGUUUGUGGCAGAAGAAGAAGAAAAGAGUUAAAUUUAGAAAAGAAUGAUGUGUUUAAAGGCAUAGACACUGCAUGAAGUGUGCUAGGAAAACAGCUCAUGAUAUAACUGUUGAAUGUUGAGAAACUGUAUGGAAGAGUCGCUGCAAAACGACAAAUGGACUGUUACGAGAAGCCACUGUACAGAGAGGAAAGGAAAACAGAAAGCAAGAAGAAAUGAGCUGCGUGUCAAAAACUGUGUCUGAAAGAGAGUCAGUUAGAAAAAUUCCCAACAGAAGAACACCUGAAUGAAUCUGAGGCUGAAAGAAGUUUAUUUUUCUCUUUAUUAUUUAUUUUUUUUUUUUGUUGGAAAGAAUCAGUUUGUUGAGCCAUAGUGGAGCAUAAGCUAUGACCAUCUGGGAUCUGAAAAAAUCUGAACCAAAGCCUCUAAUAACAAAAGGGAGACAUACUUUUUUCUUUUAUUUAUUAUUUUAUUUUUAGAAGUGUUCAUUUCAAAACGAUCACUUACAUGAGGUGUUUUUGUUGUUAGAGACGCCUCCAGCCUGGCUCUGCUCGGACGUUGCAGGCUGUUAAACAGACUUUGCUGCCAUGAAGUGGAUGAAAGCGGUUCAGUAAAUACUGUAAAUGUGUGUACAGACUCUUUCACACACACAGAGGUGGAUGUAUUUUGUCUUCGGCAUGUCCAGGUGUACAUACGAUGUCUGUUGACACUAGUUUUCCUCUUGUGUUCUCCGUCGUGCCAAAAUGUGUUUCUACCGAUUUAUUUGAAGGUUUUCUUUGCAGCUCCUCUUCAGUUUUUGUAAAAAGUCACUGUAGUUGGAAUGGAUUUCUUAAAGGCAGCGUAGGUGAAUCACAUUCUUUAAACUCCACCCAUAUAAACCAACUAAAUGCUUUAAUGAAUAUCUUGUAUUUUAAAUUCUUCAGAGAUCAGUCGCUGCCGUUUCAGACAGCUGUGUUGCUUCACUCUCUCAGAUUUUGUUCUAAUUUGUUAUUUGGGACCUAAAACAAAUUAAAUUUGUUGUCAGAUCUGGAUAUUUUUGUAAUUUCACCCUCAAAAACACAAGGUCUUAUGUAGAAAGCAACUUUAAUGGUUCAAUAUCUCUAGAAAUACAACUCUGAAAGUGAUGAAAUUUGGCUGGAUCGAAAGACUCCAGCAGAGUCCAGCAUUAUUGACCCAUGAAACUGUAAGAAAUGCACAAAAAUACAAUCUUUGGUCAACAUUUCACCUCCCUUUCCAGCCCCUAACACCAGUAGAAUUUGAUGUUUUUCAGUAUGACAAGGAAAGAUUCCAGUUUUUUUGCUAUUUUGACAAAAUGGUGAUUGAAUGCCUUCAGCAGAGGCCUGAUUUCAAUCACUAACCCUUGAAAAUGCAAAAAAAGUGCAGCAUUUUCAGACAAAGUUCCUGCUAGUGUGUAUCUAUGGAUCUAUAUCUCCUACUCCUAGUAGUCUCUGGUCGACAUUUUACCAACUUUUAAAGCCACAUCUGUAGACGUUAAUGUUUGGUGUAAAGCAAGGUUUGAGCCAUUUUUCACGUUGUCUUCAUGUUGAAAUUCAGUCAACAUUUAACCUGCUGGAAACCGUUUUUCUGUCCUCAGCUGACUUCAUGGGAGUUUUACUUCUAAAAAUACUGACAUUUCAAAAUGGCUGCUCAGAUUUUGUGAGAGGGGAAACACAAAGAUUUCCAGGUCUGAAAACAUCUGAAGUUUUCUAAAUUCAGAUGAAAUAUUUAACAGAACUCAGUUUCUGUCCCCUAAUAACAAAUAAGUGAAUGAAAUCUGAGACGUUUGAGCAACACGUUUCCUGCAUUCUGCCUGAUUUGAUGCUGACUGACCCUCGGAGACGUCCACAGAUUAAAUCUGACCAAUUAUCAGAAGGAAAGCUGCCUCCACUCAAAUCUUUAUUAUUAUUUAUUCUUUAACUUCUGAUUGAUUGGUUUGUCUUCCUGGUGGACGUCUUUCCAUGCUGGAUAUCUUCAUCAGACUCUUUCCUCUAUUAAGAAAACUGGUUUAAUAGAAAAGAUGCUCAGAUUUAACAGCUUCAGCAUCUGGUUGUUUCUGUUUUUUGGUCUUUGCUGCUGUUUUCAUAUUUAAGUCAUUUCAUCUUGGUCACAUUCACCUGUGAGUCUGCAAACACAAGUGGAUUUUAUGAAUGAAGUGUUUCCUCCCAUUUCUUGUACCACUUAAACACAGAUGGUGUCCUUUGGCCCAUCACAGCUACAGAUAUCUAACUGAAUUUCCUGUAUAUUUUUAGGUUUAUUGCAGGCUGACUACAGUUUAAAUCCAAAUGUUGACCAAUAAUCUGUUCCGAUGUCACUACCAGACCAUGUAUUUCCAAGUAGAUGUUGGUUUAUGGUUCAUUAACAGCAGCUCAGUUCAGUACUUCAUCAACACUUUCAAAAAUGCAACGAUGAAAACCAACAUUUAAAGUGUACGGAUUUUAUUGUUUGAUUGCUUGUUCUUGGUUUUAAAGACUUUAGGUUCUGAGUUGUUGUUGGACUGAGAACAUCAUGUUCUUACUUUAGUGGUGUCCUGAGAACGUUGAUCAGUUCCAGCUUUACAUCCAUCACCACAUGUUCUUCUGUGUUGUUGCCGUACUGACCAAACUCAUGUUGCAUUUCUAUUCUGUCUACAAAUCGUGCUUACAGGCCUCCAUAGCGAAGGAUAUAUUUGUUUCAGGUGUGAGGAGAAGUGAUUGUUACCUCAGAUUUCAUGCGUUUCUGAGCCAGUUAGACCUUCUGAACACAGUCUGGUAUAAAGUACCCAGACACUGCUAGAGUCUUGAUAUUAAACCUUGCAGUCCUUCUCAUCUUUUACCUUCUUCUAAACCGAAGAACUCCUGUUAGGUUUCUGUGGAGUUUGACUAGCUGAUAGAUGAGCUGUUGGAGAAUCUAGGAUUAAUCUUCGCAGUAGGCUUAGGGCUCAACGUUCAGGUUUAGAUGCAGUUUCUGGUCAUUUAACACUUUUAUGGAAACAUCUGAAAACAAAUUUUGGUUUCUAAGGACAUCCCACUGAAGCAACCACUGCUGAUAAACAGAACAGAAACUAGGGCUGGACAGAUAGAACUGUCACCGUUUGAUAGAACUGAUGCAUCAAAAAAACUGAAUAUAUGUCAGAUUAAAUCAUUUUAGCAGCAGAACCAGUUGGAUGGAAACCAUUUCCAGAUGCGUCCAUAUGAGUUUAUCCAAUGCCAACAGUGACUGAACGUGUCGUUUUUGUCUUUCUGAUGAGUUCCCUCGGUUUCACAGCUGUGAAUUAAUUCAUCAGGAGGUAAAAACUGUUUCGGCAUUUAGACUGAAUUGACCUAAAUUUGCUUCUGUCAAACAUUUUCAGCCAAAGUUUCUUUAAGAAGACGACACAUCUCAGAAUUGUGAAUCAGACUAAUCGUAAAAGCUCUUUUGCACAAUGUUGUGACUGUAAAGGCUGUUUUACACCUGGACAGGUAAAUGGUACUAAUUCAUGAAAACACUCCAAAGAUCAGCGCAGUUAAAUGACAUUUCUCAUUGAGUCAUUUAGAUGAAGUGUUGAUGUGCUGGAACCAGGAGAGAAGCUGACAUUUAUCUGCUGAUGUUCAUGUUUGUUUUCCUGGAGAACGUUCGAUCUCCUCUAAUGUUCUGUCACAGCAGCUUUAGUUCACUUCAACCGUCCAGCUUUUAGAACCUCCAAAGGUUCUUUAAAACUUCUCUGAUCAAACACCUGAAGUCUGUUGAUGUCGCACAAGUUUUUCUUUUGGCCAAAUGAUUUUAAACCCUUCAUUGGGACUUGUUUCUGUUUUUUCUGUUUAAUUAUCUGAAAGUGUUCUUCUGUUUCUGUGGAUCUGAUCAGACCUUAGAAGGAUUGUAUUUAUUUGACUGAAGCUGCUUUUACAUUCCUGAUAUGAUUUUCUUUAAAAACUAAAAAAGAAUUUAAUGCUCGCGUAUUUUAUUUGCUUCUUUUCAUUUGAACUGAAGUCGACCACUUCAUUCCCUUCAUGAAGUAAAGUGUGAAAAGCUCAUUUUAAAUCCAUUUAAUCACUUGGCUCACUGACAUCGGUGGACUAAAUUAAAAUACUUUAACACUCUGGGAA